ACCACAGCCGAUCUGUGACCGUAAAGGCAGCAACAAGAAAACAUGGCGGACACAACGACCAAACGGGAGGCCGACAGUGUUGGUGCGGAUGAAUUGUCUCAGAGAGUCAAGAGGACGAAGUCUGACGGUGAAAACGGCGGCGGGGAGGUCGGAAAGGAGCCCGAAUCUCAAAGUAUUCUGUGUGACUUUAAAACGACCAACGUCCUGAGUGAUUCUGCGCGGGAGAAAAACAUCUUCCUCCGCGGGAAGCUCGCCGAUCAGGAGGCUGUGGUCAUCCUGGAGAAGACUCCCAUCAGAGAGGACACCCUGGCUGAGCUUUUCAGCGGCUCCACGCUGAGGCUGGAGAUGAGGAACGACAUCUACAGCACAUACCGGUUACAGGCGCCCCCCCAUCUCAAUGAGAUCAAGACCACAGUGGUGUGUCCAGCUACAGAGAAGCAUGUAAAGAAAUACCAGCGUCAGGAGAGUUUCCUGGUGGAGGAGACGGAGGAGGAUUAUCAGUCCAUCACUCGGCCCUACAUUGAGAAGCAGAGUUUCAGCGUGAAGUGGGUACACAACAUCCUGGAGAAGAAGGCAGAGGCCGACAGGAUCGUUUAUGAAGAUCCAGACCCAAAGGUUGGCUUUGUCCUCCUCCCAGAUUUCAAAUGGGACCAGAAACAGGUUGACGAUUUAUACCUGAUCGCCAUCACACAUCUGCGAGACAUCAGGAGUCUCCGAGACCUGACGUCAGAGCAUCUACCGCUGCUGCAGAACAUCUUCCAGAAAGGGAAGGAGGCCAUCCUGCAGCGCUACGACCUUCCAGCCAGUAAACUGAGAGUCUACCUGCACUACCAGCCGUCCUACUACCACCUCCACGUCCACUUCACCAAGCUGGGCUACGAGGCGCCGGGCUGCGGCGUGGAGCGGGCCCACCUCCUCGCAGACGUCAUCCAAAACCUCCAGUCCGACCCCAAAUACUACAAAACCCGCACGCUGUACUUCCCCCUGAGGGCAGACGACGGACUGCUUGGCAAGUUCAAGGAGGCAGGGAGGCUGUAAAUGAUUCCCCCCCGUUGGUAGAUUCCUGUCCAAACUGUGUCUGGCUGAUUUCAAGGUGUACAGAUUAGCUACGGAUGUUUUCUCCCAGUGUCAUUUUCCCUCAACUCAAGUUUGUAAUGUUCCAUAAAAAUAGUAAUUAUUUAAUUAUUGGAGUGUUUUACACUUCAGCUGAUUAAUAAUCAGGUUUUAUACGUAUUUGGAUACAUUUUUAUAAUCGCAUUUCAUAUUAUUCCUGCUUUCAUUUCAAGAAUAGGAGAGAAUAUAACCAAUGGAUAUUUUAAUGUUUUAAUGUUUUUCAUACGUUUUCUCUGUUUCUGAAUGCUGCUUCUUGAAUUAAACUUGUUGUUUUUUUUACUCA
Molecule: messenger RNA, 1396 nt
Organism: Dicentrarchus labrax (European seabass)
Lineage: Eukaryota; Metazoa; Chordata; Actinopteri; Moronidae
Gene: dcps
Product: decapping enzyme, scavenger
Exons: 6
Coding region: 43-1038 (331 amino acids)
Biological process (GO): deadenylation-dependent decapping of nuclear-transcribed mRNA
Cellular component (GO): nucleus; P-body
Molecular function (GO): RNA 7-methylguanosine cap binding; hydrolase activity
Source: RefSeq, a predicted model, not a curated record